This is a messenger RNA of Theobroma cacao (cacao), 2904 nucleotides long. RefSeq names its product alpha-L-fucosidase 2-like. The record is from RefSeq and is a predicted model, not a curated record. NCBI's taxonomy places the organism in Eukaryota, Viridiplantae, Streptophyta, Magnoliopsida, Malvales, Malvaceae. Gene Ontology annotation, molecular function: alpha-L-fucosidase activity. Gene Ontology annotation, biological process: carbohydrate metabolic process.
AUGUAUCACUCAAUAUCUCAACCCCACACUCCCACCUGCCUCGCUGCUCACUGUUCUUAGUUCUUAAAUCCUCAGAGUUCUCACCCUCUUUCUAGCCUUUUUCAUCUUCUGUUUCUUUGUCUUUGCUUGGUGAGUUAGUCAUAAAUUUUUGGUUGGUUUUUUGCUUCUGGGUGGUGUCCGUUGGGGGUGGUGAUGGACGAUGGGGAGUGGGUUCUGGUGCGGAAACCCGCAGAGAAGGACAUUUGGAACCCCACCUCCAUGGCCCUUGCCGACACUUCCAAGCCGUUGAAAGUUACGUUCAGUGGACCUGCCAAGCACUGGACUGACGCAAUUCCCAUCGGAAAUGGUCGCCUUGGCGCCAUGGUGUGGGGCGGCAUUGCAUCGGAAACUCUCCAGCUCAAUGAGGACACUUUGUGGACUGGGAUUCCAGGGAAUUACACGAAUCCUGAUGCUCCAGCCGCCUUAGCGGAGGUUAGAAAACUUGUUGACAGUGGUGAGUAUGCUGAGGCUACAAAAGCAGCGGUCAAGUUGUCAGACCAUCCCUCUGAUGUUUACCAACUUCUGGGUGAUAUCAAACUAGAGUUUGAUGAUUCACAUAUUAAGUAUACAGAAGGUACAUAUCGCAGAGAGCUUGACUUGGAAUCUGCAACAGCAGCGGUGAAAUAUUCUGUUGGUGAUGUUGAAUUUACUAGGGAACAUUUUGUUUCAAAUCCUGAUCAGGUUAUAGUAACAAAGAUUUCUGGAAGCAAACCUAAGUCUCUGUCAUUUACAGUUUCUCUAGACAGCAAGUUACAUCAUGAUUCUCAAGCAAAUGGGAAAAAUCAGAUUAUAAUGCAAGGAAGUUGUCCUGGUAAAAGAAUCGCACCAAAAGCUAGUGCGAAUGAGAAUCCGAAGGGAAUUCAGUUUGCUGCAUGUCUUGAAUUACAAAUUAGUGAAGGAGGUGUUGUAAGCAUUUUAGAUGACAAGAAGUUGAAGGUUGAAGAUUCAGAUUGGGCCGUUCUGCUUCUGGUUGCUUCUUCUUCGUUUGAUGGUCCAUUCACUAUGCCUUCAGAAUCUAGGAAAGAUCCCACUUCAGAGUCUAUCAAUGCGUUGAAGUCUAUAAAAAACUUGUCAUAUUCUGAUCUUUAUGCCCACCACUUGGAUGAUUAUCAGAAUCUUUUUCACCGUGUAUCUCUGCAGCUUUCAAAAAGUUCAAAGAGCAAUUUAAAAGAUGGCUCUCUGGCUAUGAAGAAGGUUAAAUCUUCUACAACUAAUUUAUAUUUCAGUAAAAGUGAAGAUGAUGCAGUUUCAACUGCAGAGAGGGUGAAAUCUUUUCAAACAGAUGAAGAUCCUUCCUUUGUGGAGCUUUUGUUUCAAUAUGGUCGGUAUUUGCUUAUUUCUUCUUCACGGCCAGGAACUCAGGUGUCAAAUUUGCAGGGUAUUUGGAGCAAGGAUAUUGAGCCAGCAUGGGAUGGCGCUCCUCAUCUGAAUAUUAAUCUUCAAAUGAACUAUUGGCCAUCCCUUUCUUGCAACCUGAAAGAGUGCCAGGAACCUUUGUUCGAUUAUAUUUCCAGUCUGUCAAUCAAUGGGAGUAAAACUGCAAAAGUGAAUUAUGAAGCAGGUGGUUGGGUUGCACAUCAAGUGUCUGACAUAUGGGCAAAAACAUCGCCAGAUCGAGGUGAGGCUGUAUGGGCUUUAUGGCCAAUGGGGGGAGCUUGGCUCUGCACCCAUCUUUGGGAGCAUUUCGCCUAUACAAUGGAUAAAGAUUUUCUAAAAAAUAAGGCAUAUCCUUUGUUAGAAGGCUGUACUUUCUUUCUGUUGGACUGGUUGAUUGAGGGCCCUGGAGUAUAUCUGGAAACCAAUCCAUCAACUUCUCCUGAGCAUAUGUUUGUUGCUCCUAAUGGUGAGCAAGCAAGUGUAAGCUACUCAUCAACCAUGGACAUUGCAAUCAUAAGAGAAGUGUUCUCUGAAAUUGUUUCUGCUGCUGAGAUUUUGGGAAGAAAGGAUGAUGCUCUCAUUGGAAAAGUCCGUGAAGCUCAGCCAAAGUUGUUACCCACAAAAAUUGCUAGAGAUGGUUCCAUUAUGGAAUGGGCACAAGAUUUUCAGGACCCAGAUGUGCAUCAUCGACAUCUAUCACACCUUUUUGGCCUGUUUCCCGGGCACACAAUUACCGUUGAAAAGACUCCAGACCUCUGUAAAGCUGCUGAUAAUACCCUCUAUAAAAGAGGGGAGGAUGGUCCCGGAUGGUCAACUACAUGGAAAAUUGCUUUGUGGGCACGUCUUCACAACAGUGAGCAUGCUUAUCGCAUGGUCAAGCAUUUAAUUAGUUUGGUGGAUCCAACUCAUGAAGGUGACUUUGAGGGAGGACUCUACAGUAACUUGUUCACUGCACAUCCUCCUUUUCAAAUUGAUGCCAAUUUUGGUUUUUCAGCAGCAAUUGCAGAAAUGCUCGUUCAGAGCACCAUGAAGGAUCUAUACUUGCUCCCUGCUCUUCCCCGGGAUAAAUGGGCAAAUGGUUGCGUGAAAGGAUUGAAAGCACGCGGUGGGGUGACAGUCAACAUUUGCUGGCAAGAAGGAGAUCUAGAGGAAGUGGGGCUUUGGUCCAAGGAGCAAAAUUCUGUCGAAAGAUUACAUUAUAGAGGAACAAUAAUAACGGCAGAGAUAUCAAGUGGGAAAGUUUACACCUUCAAUAGACAUCUGAAAUGCGUGAGGACAUACUCUUUGUCGGAAGCGGCUUUUUCUUGAACAGGGUGUCUCCCUGUCGAGCAUUUAUUUUGUAUCUCCUCAUAAAUUUUGCACAGGAACUUGGAUUCCUUGGCUUUCCUGUUUCAUUCUUUCUACAUUUAUUCUUGUGCCUCACUACAGAUAGUAAUCUUUUCGGGCAUGCAUUACAUUUCUUCUAUAGGAUUGUUCAGUUAUCGGUUA